Mesorhabditis belari is the source of this 507-nucleotide messenger RNA. NCBI's taxonomy places the organism in Eukaryota, Metazoa, Nematoda, Chromadorea, Rhabditida, Rhabditidae. The record is from the annotation of a GenBank genome assembly.
AUGAAGAUGACAGAUACCACAAAGGUCAUUGUCAGCAUUGUAUCCACUCGUUUUGGAAAAAUUCGAGUUGGUGAAAGCGAGAAGGGACUUCAUGAGGUGCAAUUUGUUGGCAAAGACGACGAUUUAGAAGGGAAGUUUUGUGGAGAAUUGGCUGGACAGGUAGCUUCUGCCAUCGAUAAACUUGCCUGGGAUACGGCGAAUUUCCCGUUUUACUUCGAAGGAACCAACUGCCAGAAAGACGUCUGGAACGAGUUGAUUCGCAUUCCAAUAGGAACAACAAUUACAUAUACAGAAUUGGCUAAACGAAUCGGACGACCAAAAGCAGUGCGAGCAGUGGCAAAUGCGUGUGGUCGCAAUCGAAUCGCUAUUCUUGUUCCCUGUCAUCGAGUAGUUGCAUCAAACGGAAAACUCGGUGGCUAUAGUUGCCCUCUUGGAAUCUCUAUGAAACAGCGGCUUCUUGAGGCAGAACGAAAUGCUGCACAAAAAGAAAACCUCAAAAAUUACUGU